Molecule: messenger RNA, 2109 nt
Organism: Choloepus didactylus (southern two-toed sloth)
Lineage: Eukaryota; Metazoa; Chordata; Mammalia; Pilosa; Megalonychidae
Gene: SIGMAR1
Product: sigma non-opioid intracellular receptor 1
Exons: 4
Coding region: 383-1249 (288 amino acids)
Cellular component (GO): endoplasmic reticulum
Source: RefSeq, a predicted model, not a curated record
UCUCUCUUCUCGGUGCCUUCGUUUUGGAGUAAGUCCCGUUGGCUGGAAUGCCUUUGCCAUCUCUCUUAAAGACGCUGUUAAGGUGUCACCGCCACCAGAAAGCCUUCCCUAAGGCUCCGAAGUUGAACUGCCUCCUUCUCCGUUCUGUGCUAGCAAAGGCGGGCCUUAAUGAUCACGAGUCCCGGAAGGAGUCCAUCCAGUGAGCCCAGGCAGAACAGUCCAUUCUUGGCCUCUCCGCCUCCCACACCUUCCCCUCCGCAGCGUUACGCUAGCAAAGACCCGGUUUGGAGGCCCUGGCGCCCGCCAGCUUAGACGGCCUGGCCCAGCCUCCUCACCUCACGUGCGGGGCGCCAUCCCACCCCUCGGCGCUCCCGCCGAAGAAAUGGUUCAACCCGAGGGGGCGGUGCCGGGGUUCUUGGGCUGUUCUGAUUGGCUAGGGCGAGACAUACCACGGCGGUGGCGGGGGAGCGGUUCGCGGACGGCGCGUAGCGGGCUCGGACGCUGUGUCAACAGCCUCAGAUUCGGGUUGGGAUCCCACCCGGCCUCCUGCGCGGAGUUGUGCAGGCUGCCUGCCGGGAUGCAGUGGGCUGUGGGUCGGCGGUGGGCGUGGGCCGCGCUGCUUCUGGCUGCCGCGGCUGUGCUGGCGCAGGUCGUCUGCCUCUGGCUGGGAACUCAAAGCUUCGUCUUCCAGCACGAAGAGAUAGCGCAGCUGGCGCGGCAGUUCGCGGGGCUGGACCACGAACUGGCCUUCUCCCGGCUGAUCGUGGAGCUGCGGCGGCUGCACCCAGGCCAUGUGCUGCCGGACGAGGAGCUGCAGUGGGUGUUCGUGAACGCAGGCGGCUGGAUGGGCGCCAUGUGCCUACUGCACGCCUCGCUGUCCGAGUACGUGCUGCUCUUCGGCACCGCCCUGGGCUCCCGCGGCCACUCGGGGCGCUAUUGGGCUGAGAUCUCGGACACCAUCAUCUCUGGCACCUUUCACCAGUGGAGAGAGGGCACCACCAAAAGUGAGGUGUUCUACCCAGGAGAGACAGUGGUACACGGACCUGGUGAGGCUUCGGCUGUGGAAUGGGGGCCAAACACAUGGAUGGUGGAGUAUGGCCGGGGUGUCAUCCCGUCCACUCUGGCCUUCGCACUGGCUGACACAGUCUUCAGCACCCAGGACUUCCUCACCCUCUUCUAUACUCUUCGUGCCUAUGUCCGGGGACUCCGACUUGAACUCACCACUUACCUCUUUGGCCAAGACCCCUGACCAGUCAGGCCUAGAGAAAGACCUGCAGAUGGACAGGAGCGGGUGGGCCUGCACAUGCCCACUUGCUGGAGCCCAUAUGUCCAGAGACAUACACCAUGCAGACACUGAGUUCCUGGUGUAUAAACAGGGACAUACAUGCUUAUCCAGCCAAACACGGAGAACCAUGCGGAAUAUAUGGGACACAUAUGCAGAUACUAAGACCCAUGUGUAUGGCAGCACCAUGCACUCACACCCAUCCAGAAGGGAGCCCCACAUAUACCAAGGGGGUGAUUCAUGUUCAAACAUACGUCCCAAGCAUGACUCACUAACUCAGGCCUUUCCAGAGCUUCCCCAGUCCCAAUCAGGACUCUGGAGUUAAGAAUGGGGGUGGGAAUCAAACUCGGCCAGGUUCUGAUCCCUCAACCCAGCAGAAGUUUAUGGGGGUGAGAGGGAAGAGGAGCUGCCCUUUAGAGGCCUCCUUCCCCUGCAGCUAUUAUUCCUUUCCCCUUCAUCUCCCCUGUCCUCACCAUAGGCCUUAUCCCCAUUCCACACCCCUGCUAUGCAAGGGCCCAUGUGGCCUGUUCCCCCACCCUUCAGUAACCAAGUCAGCUGGGAACCAGAGAAAUGUGGAGAAUGCUGAGGUCAGAGUCUUCCUUGCCCGGAGGACCCCCAUUCUCCUCUCGGGGAUAUGAUGGGAAGACUGGCCUCAGCCCAGGGUCCAUACUGGAGAGAGUACCUGGAGAGGUGGGCCUAGGUCCAAGGAGCUAUCCCUGAUCUAGAGAAGGCCUGUGCUGCACCCAUAUCCCCAUCGCAGCUUCCAGACACUGACCCUGCCGCAUUCUCUGUCCAUCUGUCUGUUAAUAAAGACCUGUUGAACAGUU